This is a messenger RNA of Trichoderma citrinoviride, 1045 nucleotides long. RefSeq lists its product as hypothetical. The coding region runs from base 4 to 1044 and encodes 346 amino acids. Lineage: Eukaryota; Fungi; Ascomycota; Sordariomycetes; Hypocreales; Hypocreaceae. The transcript has 2 exons. The record is from RefSeq and is a predicted model, not a curated record.
CCAAUGAUGGCGCUCCCAGGUCGGGCGCUGCAUGCGCUGCCGAUGCUGCUGCCAAUGGCCUUCAUGAUCCGAGCCAUGACAAUGACCGGUCCACUUGCGCCUGUUGUGGAAGGCGCUUACACUGAGGGACGAUAUACCCUCCGAAACGGGACUCAUGUGCCUAUCCGGAGGACUUUCUUUGGGGUGCCAGUUCUCGACGAUGCCUUUGCUCGGAUUACCAUCACCUUUAGCCCGCUAGUCUUCGGUGAAGACGCCAGGAUAUGGUGGCAGUGUCUCGUCUUCUUCGCCGAUUUGACUGGUUUCUGUGCCAUAUGGAUGCUUGAGUCUGCCGUGCCUUUGUUCCUCGCCCAAGUCAUAAGCCUGGGAAUGACCACGCCGUCCUACUUUUACUUCUUCUACGUCUCGUCUCCCUUACACAAGUACUCAACAGCCAGUGCCCGACAGAUUGACGGCGCUGGUGUGCUUGCUGUCCUCCCAGCAUUACUUGUGGCGUUCUUCGUCCCUCAUGCUAUCUCUCUCGUCCACCCUGAUUUCGGGGUUAGACACUUUGCGAAUUGGAUAUGGCAGUUCUACCCGGUCUCGGGCUCCAUGCUCCUUUUUGCAAUCUCAAGCGCAAUCCGGCCGUUUCUCGACGACCGCAGCGAAGCAGUUCAGCGGCGUAACAAGACGGCCAUCCGCGCAAUUGGCGGCUUCUUGAUAGCCCUCAGCGUGACGUGCUAUUGGUCUAUGAUUCUCUUCUCCCCUUUGGCUGUCUCAGAAGUGCUUGUCCCGAGAUAUCUCAUUGAAAACCCCGAAAGCCCGCUGGCAGCGCUUCGUAACUUUUUCCAGUGGGAUUACAUCGUCUCUUAUACGACAUUAUUGCUUUGGCUGGCAUACCACUUUGCAGAGUUGAAGAGCGCCGGCAUAUGCCAGUUGUCUUGGGCUAGAAUCCUGGUUUCCUCCGCCGUUAUUGGGUGCCUCGGCGGCCCGGGAGUCUUGGUCAUGGUUGGGUGGAUCACAAGAGAGGAGAUGAUGGCAUCGGCUGAGCACACAAAGACCAGUUAGA